CCCCAAGCCCUCUCUAUAUAGGGACCAAUACCAGGGGAUAUAUUAAAGCUACGUGUCUCUUGCAAGAGGACAAAUACAGAGGCAGAGGAAGAGGGAACUUCUUACAGGGGCAGUAGUAGCAGUGUGUACACGCAUCUAUGUGUAUAUAUACAUAUGUAUAUAUACACUAUAUAUAUAUAUAUAUACAUUCGCACGAAAAGAGAGGCAUAGCUAGAUGUACGUACAUAAAUAAAUAAAUAAAUAAAAUAGGCAGAGAUAGCAACAGACGAAAAAAGCAGCAACAAUUUUUCCAAAGUUCUUCACCGUUUCACGUUUUAUAUGUUAAUCCCAUUUUUUUUCACCAGUCAUGACUACCAAGCAACCAUCAACACCCAUCACACAGCAACCAAGAAGCACAUCAAAGUUAUCCCUUGCUUCCAAACUAAUGACCAGUAAUCACAUUGACCACGAGAUCUGCGAAAGAGCCUGGUCAUCUGGUCUCUGUGACUGUCAGGAUGAUGAAAAACACAACUGUCUCUCGUCAUUGUGCUGUUGGCCUUUCUUUAAAUACACUUUGGCUAUGCGUAUCGGUGAAUCUCCAUUUGUGUCUCUCAUUCCUUGUGCUGUGUUUGCUCUGCGAGUAAAACUGAGGACAGUCCUAAGUAUAAAGGGAUCAAUAAUUGAUGACUUUUUUGCUGCCUUGUGCUGUGAGCCGUGCGCUGUGUGUCAAAUGUCCAGAGAACUGGACAAUGCCGGACUUUAAACAAUACAAAACAUUUCGUUCUCGUCUUUUGUUAUUUUUCUUCCCAACAAACAAAAUCAUAUUUCUCACAAA
Molecule: messenger RNA, 814 nt
Organism: Octopus bimaculoides (California two-spot octopus)
Lineage: Eukaryota; Metazoa; Mollusca; Cephalopoda; Octopoda; Octopodidae
Product: cornifelin homolog
Source: RefSeq, a predicted model, not a curated record